AGCCAGGAAUUUACUGGCGCCGCUUGGAUAUAUCCGUUCGAUAUUUUUCACUCUAAAAGCAAGAAAUCGCGGUCUCCAUCCGCGGAUCGCCUUGCCCAGCAAAUAUCUGCUGGGUGUUAGCUGCUCAUCGAAAAGCCCCUUCUCCCCAGUUCGAGUUCCGAGUCCAGAAUUGGGAGCACUAAACGCUGUCAAUGGACUCUGUUAUACACCUCGACACUCUGCUGCUGCCUGGUCCUGGCUUCUCUUCCAACCACCACCGGCCCUGCGUCUUCCGUUUUUCACCUCCCACCUGGAACAGUUACGGUGCCUCCUCCAUUAAUGUUCCCUGCUUCCACCGCUUCCGUCGAGUUCUGAGGAUUCGUGGAUCACUGGUGGCCGCUUCCAGCUCUCUCGCGACUAAUUCAGUCCCGUCUAGGAGUGGUGUUUAUACUGUUGGUGACUUUAUGACAAAGAAGGAGAACUUGCAUGUCGUAAAGCCAACAACAUCUGUAGAGGAAGCUCUGGAAACUCUUGUUGAACACAGAAUAACUGGUUUUCCUGUCAUAGAUGAUGAUUGGAAUUUAGUUGGUGUUGUUUCAGAUUAUGACCUGUUAGCAUUGGACUCUAUAUCAGGCCAUGGACGAAUAGAUAACAGCAUGUUUCCUGAAGUUGACAGUACUUGGAAAGUAUGUGAAAAAUCCUCCCCGCGGACUUUCAAUGAGCUUCAGAAACUGCUUAGCAAGACCAACGGGCAGGUGAUUGGUGAAUUAAUGACCCCCACUCCUAUGGUUGUUCGGGAGACCACCAAUCUUGAGGAUGCUGCAAGAUUAUUGCUGGAGACCAAAUUUCGACGACUUCCAGUUGUAGAUGCUAAGGGAAGGCUGGUCGGCAUUAUCACAAGAGGAAAUGUGGUCAGAGCCGCUCUUCGAAUUAGAGGGGAGAUCGAAAAGAAAGCAUGACACGAUUUAGAAGACCAUUCAUAUGAUUUAUUGUUUGAAUUGGUGGACGAUACUAGCUUUGAAUAGGAUUAAAAUUUUGGCAUAUGCAUGCAUACGUGCAUAUCAGUUAUAGUGUUGCUUUGCUAUUACAGGAAUGUCAAUCGUCAUUUAAUUAUUUAAUGACCAACUCUCCCUUGUAAAAUUACCCCUAUAUAUUCUGAAACUCAGUCUGAUGUUUGGCAUAAAACUGAAAACCGACGCAAUAAAGUGAUGAGCAUGACGUGAGUGAAUCUUUACUAGACCCUGCAA
Molecule: messenger RNA, 1226 nt
Organism: Neltuma alba
Lineage: Eukaryota; Viridiplantae; Streptophyta; Magnoliopsida; Fabales; Fabaceae
Product: CBS domain-containing protein CBSX1, chloroplastic
Exons: 8
Coding region: 192-938 (248 amino acids)
Source: RefSeq, a predicted model, not a curated record